Ruditapes philippinarum (Manila clam) is the source of this 1713-nucleotide messenger RNA. RefSeq lists its product as uncharacterized. NCBI's taxonomy places the organism in Eukaryota, Metazoa, Mollusca, Bivalvia, Venerida, Veneridae. Bases 226 to 1569 code for a protein of 447 amino acids. The record is from RefSeq and is a predicted model, not a curated record. The transcript has 2 exons.
UUUAUCAUAAAUUAGCCACUUACCUGAUAAAUAUACUAUAGAAUCAUUCCCGGAAUGACGGAAACUCGCUGUAUCCGGUUUGGUACGUUCCGUACGGAAUUUAUCCUAACCGGAAAUUAAACCCACGUGAGUUUAGCAAAACACUUGCAUUUCACUUUUUUUCUCGGCGCCACACUAGGCGGACGGAUUGUUUAUGCUCGCUUUUUAUAGUUUACAUUUAUAAUUAUGACGGAACAAAUGGUUAAGGGUGCUGUUCACCCUUCGGAGCUAGAAGAUGGAGAAUUAUCGGGUGCAGAAACAUCCGCUUCUCAAAUUCAAACGAAAAACACGAAGCAACGACGGUCACGUAUUGGUGACUUGGAAAAAGUCGUAAGCAAGAACUACAAUGAAUUAACAGAAAAAUUCGAUCGUAUGUUCAAUCUUUUAAAUGAAAAAUUGACACAAAGUCAUGUUUCAAAUAAGAGCAGUGCAAAUGGCUCACAAAAUGACAGAAAUGAUGAUGAAUUGUCUAUUUGUCCUAGAGAAGAAGAACAACAAUUUUCCGACGUAGAAAAUUCGGAAAAUGAAUUUGACAAUAGUGUUUCCUAUAAACGAACUAAUUUAUCUGAAAAGACACGCCAUUGUUUGCAUGAAAUUUUUCAAGAUGAUGCUUUGUUAAAAAAACCAGAAGAAAAACUGGGCAUUGAAAUUGAAGAUUCUCAGAAGGAAAUUUUGUCACAAAGUUAUCGUGCCAAAAAGCCAAAUGAUGUGACAGCAUAUUCUGAAGAGUACAAAGGUAUGUUUCCUUCAUUACCUGAAACUGAGGAUUUUUUGAAAGUUCCUCCCUUAGAUGAUAUUGUUGAUGAAUGUUUAAAACGUCAGCAUGGUUCAAGAUGUGGAUCUUUUGCUAAGAGGGGUCGUGCUUUAUUUUCUCAACCAGACAAAAUGGUGGAGAAGACAGCAUUUCGUGGUCAUCACGCAGCCAAUAUGGGUAUUAUGAUGAACUUGUAUAUGCAGCAAGCAUUGGGAAUGUUACUCAACAUGUUAGAAACUGAAGAUAUCAGUCAAAUUGAAAAGAAAGUAAGAGAUAUUUUUUCUCUUUGUACCAAAAGUUUGGAUCAAUUAGGACGUGUUGGGGCAUUUUUUCAUAUUAUACGUAGACAAGUGACAAUGCACGACACCGGUUUGUUUAAGCUUGAUUCUUCUACUGACAUUUCCAGUAUGCCAUUAACAGGUGAAGGAGUUUUAGGUCAUGGCCUUGAUGAUAUUUUGAAAGAAAGGAAAGAAGUCAAGAAAACUUUAGAUGAACUUCUUCCAGAAUCAAAAUCAAGGAAAUUUUUAAAACGUAAAAGUGCUUCAUCAGAGGGUGAUUCCUCCACUACUCCUGCUAAAAUGAUGUGUGAUAAACCUGCAUCUGGAUAUAAUGGACAAAAAUCCAGGGAUAAUUUUCGUAUCCCAAAGAUUAAUGAUCGAAACAAACCAGAAGGAAGUGGCUCUAGAUCAUUCGAGACUAAAUCAUACACGUCUAAACAGCCUUACAAGUCAGCAGGCAGAGGAAGAGGUGUUCACACUAAAUCCGGAAAACAAUGACUCGAUGCUGAAACAGCCCCCAUUUGAACCCAUGAAGUUAGCCAAGUUGAAAUAUUUGACAUGGAAGACAGUAUUUUUAAUUGCUAUCACAACUUUCAAAAGAUGCAGUGAUCUUCAAGCUAUGCGCAUAGGUGAAGGAUCUGU